Messenger RNA from Rosa rugosa (rugosa rose), 513 nucleotides. RefSeq lists its product as uncharacterized. Gene Ontology annotation, molecular function: nucleic acid binding. The coding region runs from base 1 to 513 and encodes 170 amino acids. Lineage: Eukaryota; Viridiplantae; Streptophyta; Magnoliopsida; Rosales; Rosaceae. The transcript has a single exon. The record is from RefSeq and is a predicted model, not a curated record. Gene Ontology annotation, biological process: DNA integration.
AUGGUUAAAGAUUGCAUGGAGUAUGCACAAAGGUGUCAAGCUUGUCAGUUUCAUGCAAACUUCAUCCAUCAACCACCAGAGCCAUUGCAUCCAACGAUUGCUUCCUACCCCUUCGAUGUGUGGGGACUUGAUGCUGUAGGGCCCAUAACUCCAAAAUCCUCCGCCGGUCACUCAUACAUUCUAGCGGUUACGGAUUCCUUUUCAAAGUGGGCAGAGGCGAUGCCGCUUAAGGAAAUAAAGAAAGAAAAUGUUGUAGACUUCAUCAAAGGGAAUAUCAUUCAACGAUAUUGUGUUCCGCGCUGCAUCAUCACAGACAACGCCAAGUACUUUUCCAAUAGUGCCAUGGAGAAACUCUGUGAGAAAUAUCACUUCAAGCUACACUUUUCUUCUAUGUACAAUGCCCCCGCUAACAGAUUGGCUGAGGCAUUCAACAAGACAUUGUGUAAUAUUUUGAAGAAGGUUGUCAGCAAAACAAAAAGGGAUUGGCAUGAAAGAAUGGGCGAGUUGCUCUAG